Molecule: messenger RNA, 1663 nt
Organism: Prosopis cineraria
Lineage: Eukaryota; Viridiplantae; Streptophyta; Magnoliopsida; Fabales; Fabaceae
Product: serine/threonine-protein phosphatase PP1
Exons: 4
Coding region: 213-1178 (321 amino acids)
Cellular component (GO): nucleus; cytoplasm
Molecular function (GO): protein serine/threonine phosphatase activity
Source: RefSeq, a predicted model, not a curated record
AAAAAAAAAAAAAAAAAAAAGGCGCUCCAGAAAGCUACCAGAUUUACAAUCCUCAACAUCUACCCUGAAAUCUGGUAUCAACACGCGCACUUGUCCCUCUAUCCAAUAUCGCCCCUACGUUUCUGUUUGCUUUAUUUGUCUUCUUCCCUUCGCAACUCUGGCUUCAAUAUUUGUCCGCCCAGAAGACCUUGUUUCCUUCCUUCCCCGAUAAGAUGAUGAUGAUGACCAUGGAGGGAAUGAUGGACGAGGGCGUCCUCGACGAUGUUAUUCGUAGGCUGCUCGAAGGUAAAGGCGGAAAGCAGGUCCAGCUUUCUGAGUCGGAGAUCCGUCUACUCUGCGUCAACGCUCGCCAGAUCUUCCUCUCCCAGCCUAAUCUCCUCGACCUCCGUGCUCCAAUCCGCAUCUGUGGUGAUAUACAUGGACAGUACCAAGACUUACUGAGGCUAUUUGAGUAUGGCGGUUAUCCUCCUGCUGCAAACUACUUGUUUCUGGGUGACUACGUUGACAGAGGGAAGCAAAGCUUGGAGACAAUAUGUUUACUUUUGGCCUACAAAAUAAGGUAUCCCGACAAAAUUCAUCUCCUGAGAGGAAACCAUGAAGAUGCUAAGAUAAACCGGAUAUAUGGGUUCUAUGAUGAAUGUAAAAGGAGGUUCAAUGUUAGGUUGUGGAAGAUAUUUACUGACUGCUUUAACUGUUUGCCGGUAGCUGCACUUAUUGAUAGCAAAAUACUUUGCAUGCACGGCGGUCUCUCUCCAGAAUUGCAUACUUUGGAUCAGAUAAAGCAGAUUACAAGACCUACUGAAAUUCCUGAUAGUGGAUUCCUCUGUGAUCUGCUUUGGUCUGAUCCUGAUCCCACUAUUGAGGGCUGGGCAGAAAGUGACCGGGGUGUGUCAUGUACUUUCGGGCCUGAUGCUGUCAGAGACUUUUUGGAUAAGAAUGACCUUGACCUCAUUUGCCGCGGUCAUCAGGUGGUGGAGGAUGGAUAUGAGUUUUUUGCUAAACGAAGUUUAGUUACAAUUUUUUCUGCUCCAAACUACGGCGGGGAGUUUGAUAAUGCCGGUGCAUUGUUGAGCGUUGAUGAAUCUCUAGUAUGUUCCUUCGAGAUACUGAAACCCGCGGCUAGAGCAUCCGGAAGUGGCUCAAAAUUGAAUCUUAAGAAGCCCCCUAGAAAGGUGUAGUCAUUGGGCCAAAGCUUUCGGGUUCAAGCAGAAACGCAGCAAACUCAACUUGUGUGAAGUAGAAACAUCUUCCAAUUUGAUGAGUUUUGGGAAAGGAGAGCCUUCAACAUUUAUGAGUCGAAGGUUGCCAAUUAUGUGAUGGCUCUUAAGACUUUGACAAACCGAACCACCCAGGCAUUCUUUUGUGUGCAGGAACAGAGAUAUUUGCGUUACAGUUUAUACACAUAUAGAUUUAGGGGUUUUUAUGGGCAAAUUAGAGUGUGAUAUUGUGAGUGCAAAAAGAGAUGUCAUGUUUGCAGACAAGUCGAAGUUCAAUGUCAUUUAAUUUAAUGACUGCUCGGCAGUCCUACUAUUGGUAUGGUGGUCCGUUCAUGCAGGUGGAGUCCUCGGGGUUGGUGGGGCGGGGCGCUUAUCAUUUACCAGCAUCGCUGCACCAUAGUUGUAUUUAUUUAGUUAAUAAAAUACAAAAAGAAGGACUUGGUUAA